CUGAUCAAUAUAAAGAAUUAAAUGCCGUGUAUAAAUACAAUUCCAUUAAUUAUGUAUCAGUAUUUUAAAAGUGGAUUGCUGUGAAACGUUUUUCAAUUUAUAAGAUUGUUAAAUAUUAUGGAAAGUGUGAAGUUAUUUACUAAUGUGAUAAAAUGUGAUUGUAUGCCACCAGAUGGUUGAUUUAUUAGUUAUCAGAUAGUAUUUGAAGUCAGAUUUAAAAUGCAAACCCUUAGAAAGAAAACUAGUCCCCUGAAAUACAAAAACGAAACUACCAGAUUUUUAGGAGAUGGGGUAAGUUUCAAGGCAAAACUUAUUGGAAUUCUGGAAGUGUCGGAGGCAAGAGGUGACAGAAUGUGUCAGGAGGCUUUAUCUGACUUGAAAAUGGCUAUUAGAGCUGCUGGAGAACAUAAACAGAGGAUCACAAUAAACAUUGCCAUUGAUGGUUUGAGAUUAAGGGAUGAAAAAACAGGGGACUCAUUAUAUCACCAUCCUGUCCACAAAAUUUCAUUUAUUGCUCAGGAUAUGACAGACUCUAGAGCUUUCGGAUACAUAUUCGGUUCACCAGAUACGGGUCAUAGAUUUUUUGGUAUAAAGACUGAUAAAGCUGCAAGCCAAGUAGUAAUUGCAAUGAGAGAUCUAUUCCAGGUUGUGUUUGCCCUCAAAAAGAAAGAAAUUGAAUUGGCAAAACAGCAUUUAGAAAAGACUCGAUAUCCUUCCCCUAUUUUCUCGGAUUCCAGUUCUAGUUCCAAAAGUAUAACGCCGGAAAAUGCGCGGGCGCCUACUGAAGCAAAAUGCACCGCGUCCGCCCUCGAGGUGAAGAAACCAGGUGCCGCUGUUGCUGAUCUUGUCGACUUGGAGCUCGAGCUGAACAGUUUGCAACAAGGCCUUAAUCAGAUGGAACGUAUAACACCAUCAGAUCCAUUCGGAUCGAAAGACGAUCCGUUUGGUGACAGUUUCAUCAGCUAUCCUAAACCCAUACUGCCGCCGCCGCCAUCGUCGGGUAGGGAACGUUCGAGUCGUACGUCCGAAUCGAGUUCGGUGUUCAGUCCAAAGACACCCCACACCUCGACAUCGGAAACGCCCAACCAAAUCUCCAUCUCAUCCUAUUCUAGAGCGAAGAGUGAUUUUAGUUUUUCACAAGACGAGCCUGGUAGUGGGGAUUGGUUCACACCUGGUGCCAAUAGCUUGUUUGAAGACUCCCUGUUACCGGAACCCACUAAGGAUGAGAGACACGAGAUCGCCAAACAGGAGAUUAUGUCGCAAUUUGAUGUUUUUACGGAAUUAGAUCCGUUAGGUACUGGUAGAAGUAAGCCUUAUAUUGAUAAGAAACAUUUCUUUCAAGAGCUCAAAAAUCCACCCAAAAAAGUCCUCAAUGAUUUGGUAAACAGUACUAGCCAGUCGCACGUACAGGAAAAGCCCAUGUUUAAUACGAGUUUUAAUCAAGUGACGUCAAAGGCGUCAGCAAACAAUAUGUUCGGCUCCGACCCGUUUGGCGAAGAUCCGUUUGUAAAAGAAGAUCCGUUCGCUGAGACUGAUUUCUCUAAACAAGAUCCAUUUGAGACGGAAUUUAACGAUUUUAAAUUGCUGGGCAAGAAUGAGGCAAUGAACAAUUUGGACCAAUACAAAUGUGAUACUAAGAAGUACGACAGCCUUCACAGUCUCCUGCAAUCCAGUCUAAUCAAGUCUCCAAAGGGGUCGACCUUAGAAAAACAAGCAUCAUUAGCGGGAACAUCUCCUAGAAGCAGCCAGUUCACCAAACAAAAUACUUUCGAUGUGCAAUUUGAAAGGCUGGAAGAGAAGAAGAUUAAUCAGUUAUCCGAGCUCCACGAAAAUCCCAGUUUGGACAUGUCUUCAGAAUCGGAGUGUGCACCAGAACCACCGCCAAGACCUGCCGCAACUCUCAUGCAAAUCAAACCACCGCCUCUGCCUCCCAAAAAGCAAAAUGAUUUAACCACGAAACCACCACCGCGACCACCCCACACAGAAGACCCCAUCUACGAUUACAUGGACAAUUACGAAACUGCACCAAAUAGUCUCGAGUACAUGAAGAACAUCGAGAAAAGCCCACCGUUACCGGUGCCGGCACGUAAAAGUAAGUUCGAUUCGAACUCCGGAGUUGCUCCGGAACGACCCAAAAAGCAGUUCAACGUACAUUCCAGCGAAGAAGAUUAUCUCACUCCAGUGGUCCCCGAUUAUUUAGCACGAGUGUCGUUCAAAGACUUUGAAGAAUCAGUAGUCGAUAAAGACAGGUCUCCCGGUUCGAAGCGUGCAAAUAACACAAUUUUACUGCCACCGCCUCAGCGAAGUAGCAAAAAACAGUUAAAUGUCGCAUCUACGGUAGCCUCGUUCCUAGAAUCCAAACCGAAUCUCACUACUAGUAUGGCUUCGGACAAGUCACUCGAGGGGUUGGACAUCACGCUCAGUCAGCUCACGCUUAGCGGAUUAAACGAGCUGGCCACCAAACUAAACAUACCCCCUAGUCAAUUAAGUAAUAUGACAUUAGUUCAGUUGACCAAUUACCUGUCCAAUUUUAUAAAAUCAAAAAGCACCAAUAUAGUCCCUGAAAAGGAACCGGAAAUCAGCGUAAGUAACAGCAACGAGUUUCCCAGCUUCCAGGCGGAUUUCGCUGCCAAUUUUAAUAACCUGAACAACGCGGCCCCCUCUGAGGACCGUUACGCCGUUUUCAGGGAAUUAAUGGCAGAAGAAAUCAAACAAACCAAAAUAGAUACCGAACCGGAACAAUUACAAGAAGAGAAACUCUCUCUUGACAACAACAUCAAUAGCAACACCAUCAAUAUGAAUGUCAACGCGCCCAGCGACUCUGGUGGUGGAGGCCCUGACAAGUACGCCGCUCUCAGGGAAAUCGAAAUAGAAUUCAGGGAGAGUGAUCGACCAGAAGAUGACGCCAACGAGAACGAAGACAUCUCAAACCAAGUUAACGGCGGCAGCAACGAGAACCUGGCCGACACUACCACCACUAACGACAUGGUGGAUUUAGAGAACAAGCUGAACAUCGAGGAGACGGAAAAGGAAACAACGCAGGACAUCAUUGAAUACGAGGGAGAAGGAGUCGCCACCCCAGUCAAGUCACCCCGCUCGCCCAUAAAGUCGAACGUGGUGAAGAGUCCUAUUCCAAGCGCGAUCACCGAAAUUGUGCAAAAUAACACCAGGUUGACGUCGGGCUCCCUAUCUGAUGUAAUCAGCGGAAGUUCGCCGGAAGUCGAUAAUACCGGCAGCAACUCCGAGAAAAAAAACAACGAUGCCGCAGGCGAAAGCUGGGCAAUAUUCGACCAGGCCAAUAUUCCAGUUGAGCCAAUCAAAGAGAAACAGCAAAGCGAAGAGGGUGUGUCACCCUGGUCGAGUGAUUCCAAGGAGUUCGGUAACGGUUCCCCGUCAGAUUGGAAGCGCGGCGAUUCGGGAAGUGGCGGAGAUCAGUGGUCUAAAAAACGCAGGGACCAGGAGGGCUGGUGGGAUACUUCAGCCGAACCGGAAGUACAAUAUUACCCGAAUAAUCGUCGAUCGACUGACAGUUAUGACGAUGAGUAUUAUGAGUGUUACGAGAGACCGCAACAACAACGUCGUCGUCGUCCUGGCAACUGGGAAAGCGGUGGUAGGGCCGCCGCAGCUGCAGGUGGCGGCCAUUCAUCCAGCUCACGAGACGUUAGUCCAUGGGAAGAGGAACCUCGAAGACGGGAACCGCCGCCAAUGCGGGAGUCCAGGGAGAGUAGGGGUGAAACACGGGGUGGUGGCUGGAAUCGACACCCCAGACAACCGUCAUUCGAGCGUCAUCGAGACCGUAGACACACUGACAGUUGGGAUGAUGAGGAGGAUGACUAUGAAUACGAAGAUGAAAAUUUCCAUUGGUCUGAGCGUCACGGAAGAGAUACGGAAAGAGAUCGUCAUAGUACUGGGAGCCGAGAACACGAUAACGAUAGGUGGACCGAUGACUGGAGUGAAGACAGACGCCACAGACGACGACGAGAUAUGGAAAGAAGCCGAGAGCGUUGGUGUUGCCCGGAUUACGAUCAAGAUAAGUUGAGAUACGGAAGUGGUCGAUGGUCAAGAGAUAGGAAGCACGACGAAAGAUAUUAUAGCAGAGACUCUCAAGAAUCACCAUGGGAAGACGAUUACUCUAACGACCCAGAUGAUUCUUUGUCUCCUCACUACUUGUCAGCUAGGAGAAAUUGGAAGCAACGACCGAGUAGCGCUUCCGAGAUGGAUAGGAAGACUGGAGAAAUUAAAUCGAGACAUUAUUUAGGAACAGGUGGUAGUGAUGGUGAGAGGGAUAGGCGUUACAAGGGUGCAAAUCGUCGGUCACGUAGCCGCGAUUCACAAUACUCGGAGCCGCCAUACAGGCAUAAAUCGACGGAUGUCGGUAGUGGAGGAAUGCUACCGCGGAACACGCACCGUACUAAGCCACAUCAUUCUAAACCACCGCUUGAAAUGGAAUUCAGUGAUGGACCGCCAAAGAAACAACCUCCUGGAGCAGAAGGUCCCAAACUCGACACCAGCAAUAAAAAAUCUUCCACUCUGUCCCGCAACAAAAAAACGAAGGACAGUCCAAAGACUGAGAUUAACAUGGUGAGUACGUUUCCGAGGAAAUCCACCAGCAGAGCCAAAUCACUAUUCGAAAACGAUUUUGUACCUGCUGACGACAGUCCUGUAAAUCCUCGACCAAACAGUAAAUUUUCAUUCGAAAAUGAUUUUGAAACAUCUGAAGCGGAAUCCCCCACGAUAUCUAGACCAGUUAAAGGAAUACGACAACAAAGCAUGUUUGAAAAAGGAAACCUCCCGCUUCAAAGAGAUUCUGAGCGUUCUCGCGGUUCCUCCUUCAAAGAACUAAAGUUAUCUCCAAGGUAUGCCACCAAAGCAAAGUCACUAUUCGAAGAUGACUUUUCUCCAACGGAGAAAGCUGAACAACAAGCAGUCUCUAUGGAAGAUAAUAAUAUUUCCAGCAUUAAGGAGGAGACUGACAUCAACGAGGACGAGGAAGAAGACACCUUUGCUACUGAAUCGGCGACAGCAACAUCGGCAGCAAACAACGGCAGUCGCAAGAAAAAGCUACUUGGGGGCAGGCUGUCAAACAGUAGGGGAGCGGAUGGGCAUCUCAAGAAGUCGGAAUCCGUGAAUAUAUUCGCACGAGAGAGCGAUCCAUUCGAUGAUGAUUUUUUUAGCGGGGGUGGAAACGGAGGCGGAUGCGCCGAGAGGCAAAGAAACACUGAACUGAGAUGGACUGAAGACUUCGACGAUUUCGAUAAUGAACAGACUAAAUAGGUAAUUGUGCUCGGAGCGGAGCGGUUUGGGGAGAACGGUUUUUCAAGCGUGAGAGUUAGUUGAAGGAGUUGCCGAUAAAACUGAAAUUUACAUGGCUUCUGAUAUUGCUGUUCUAAAAUUGCGAAUAUUCAUUUUCCGUUCAGGAAAUUUCAGGCAAAUUAACACAACAUUUGAACAGUCUAAUAAACUCGUGUGUUACUUAUUGAAGUAACUUCAGAUAAUGUAACAAUUUUGAAUACUAAUCUAGAUAUUAUUUAAUUUUAACGACAAUACGUCCUUUAAUUUACGCCGAAGAACCAUCUCCAAACCAUCCCAAGUUCCUUUAAAUUAAUGUUAUUGUUAUGUAUUACUAGCAAAAUAUUAAGUAUGUACUUAUUUAAUUACGUAAUUAUAUGUAAAGAUUUGUGAUUUUAAGUUAAUUUAUAUUUUGUAUAUUUAUUUGUAUAUAAUUAUAUUAUUGUUUAUAUUGUUGUGACUAAUUUGGGAGUACUUUAUUUUUGCCUUGUUUGAUUAUUUUUUUAUACUAUAUUAGUUGUAUGUAAAAAGUUUUUUAAUAAUCUACAAAUUGUUCUAGAAAAGGUACAAAUAUUUUAAUAAUAAAAUGAAUUCUUAAUCCCAUCAAUGUUUUUGUACAAUAUUAUUUGUUAUUAGGCGUACUAUUUAUUAUUAAAUCUAUACCAAACUGA
Molecule: messenger RNA, 5960 nt
Organism: Aethina tumida (small hive beetle)
Lineage: Eukaryota; Metazoa; Arthropoda; Insecta; Coleoptera; Nitidulidae
Gene: Dab
Product: protein disabled
Exons: 13
Coding region: 220-5274 (1684 amino acids)
Source: RefSeq, a predicted model, not a curated record